Molecule: messenger RNA, 1809 nt
Organism: Ogataea polymorpha
Lineage: Eukaryota; Fungi; Ascomycota; Pichiomycetes; Pichiales; Pichiaceae
Exons: 1
Coding region: 361-1752 (463 amino acids)
Biological process (GO): transmembrane transport
Cellular component (GO): membrane
Molecular function (GO): transmembrane transporter activity
Source: RefSeq, a predicted model, not a curated record
CCAUCACUUAUCUAACCUACGGGUUUAUGUUAGUGACGGGAGUUGCGAUUGCAGUUUACCAUAAUGACAAGAAGACAUUCUUGUCCUCCAAUGGUACAAGGACGGGUCUUCCGUUGGCGUUGAACUUUAUUGCGAGCGGUUAGUAUACUAGCAGCUAAAGUUUAGCAUUUCCAAUCAAAAUAUCACAUCUUCAAACUACUCUUUUUUCCACAAUAUUGAUAUACGGGUGCUUGUGUAAUACCAGGCUGAGAUUAUACCGUCAAACUCGAACAAGUUAAUACUUGCGUGAGGAUUAUUUGAUAUUGAUGGAAUUUGUUAAAUAGGAGCGAACAUUUGUUCCUAGUACUAACUUUUUUAGCGAUGGGAUGUGGAAUCUUGACCACCUAUACCCAGAUUGCCAACAUUGCCGGUAUUCACGGUCUUUUGGUGUACACCAUUUCUGGAGCCAUUCCUAUCUUCCUGUUCUCUCUGUUCGGCCCUAUGAUCAGAAGACGGUGUCCUGAAGGGUUCGUGCUUACCGAAUGGGUAUUCCAAAGGUUUGGGCCGGUGACUGCUUUGUAUCUGUCGGCAUUCACCAUUUUCACCAUGUUUCUUUUCAUGUUGUCUGAACUGACAGCUAUCGAGUACGCCAUAGAGGCAUUAACUGGUCUUGAUGCCACACCGGCCAUGGUGGUUGAGUGUGUGGUCACUACGAUAUACACCUUCUUGGGAGGAUUCCAUGUGUCUUUUAUCACGGAUGCCUUCCAGGCCGCUUUUGUCCUGGUUUUGUUGGUCAUUGGUGUUAUCGGCUAUGCCACCAGUAUACACAUCAACAUGGACCUGAAGCACGCUACAGAAGACCAACUAUUGCAUGCGAACAAGCUGGGAUGGAUGCUCCUGUAUAUUCUUCCAGUUGCCAUCAUCACCAAUGACUGCUUCCUCUCUGGAUUCUGGCUUAGAACUUUCGCGGCCAAGACAGAUAAGGACCUGUACAUCGGUGCUUCCAUUGCCGCAGUUGUUGCGGGUAUUGUUUGUACGCUUGUUGGUCUUCCGGGCAUUCUCGCUGUGUGGACCGGAGACAUGACAGUGUACGAUGAGAAUGGAAGCAACGCUUUCUUCAUCCUUGUCUCCAAGAUGGACAACUGGGUCAUUGGUGUAAUUCUCAUUUUCUCGAUUGGGAUUUCCACUGCCACGUUCGACUCGUUGCAGAGUGCCACUACUUCCUCGAUUUCAAACGAUAUUUUCAGAAACAAAGUCAAUAUCAUGUGGGUGAGAUUCGUCGUCAUUCUCGUUAUGGUGCCUUCGAUUGUGGUGGCAGUGAAAGCUGCUACCAAUGUUCUUCAGAUUUAUCUGAUUGCCGAUCUAGUUUCUGCGUCGGUCAUUCCAAUCAUCUUUUUGGGUCUUUCCAAGAGGUUUGACUUUUUGCGCGGUCUUGAUGUGAUGGUUGGUGGUCUAGGAGCUUUGGUUGCGGUUUUCAUCUAUGGUACAAUUUAUUAUGGCAACGCCAAAGAAGGCGCACGUCUGCUUUUAGUUUGGAACGGUAUUUACUCUGAUGAAGACUGGGGUGCUUUUGGUGCCUUUGUGAUUGCUCCUAUUGGUGGCUGUCUGAUUGGAUUUGCUUGUGCUGCCAUUCGGAUCUCCGUCUUGAAACUCAAGGACAAAAUCAGAGGGAGUGACCGUUUACCUGAAGUAGAGGUGCAGCAAGAGCUGCUGGAGGAUGACGAAAGUCUCAAAAAGAGCAAGCUCAAGGCUUUAGCUGUCGGGCUUGUGUAAAAGAACAAUCACGUUCUAGUAUUAAUAUUAUACGACAUAUAGUUUGUUGUGAAACGG